Messenger RNA from Micromonas commoda, 1392 nucleotides. RefSeq lists its product with no specific name. The record is from RefSeq and is a predicted model, not a curated record. Lineage: Eukaryota; Viridiplantae; Chlorophyta; Mamiellophyceae; Mamiellales; Mamiellaceae. The transcript has a single exon. Bases 1 to 1392 code for a protein of 463 amino acids.
AUGCGCGUCGCGAGCUCCGUCGCGGCGCAUCGCCCGCCCCGAACCUCCGUCCGCGCGUCGUCAUCCGGGAGGACGACGUCAUCUACGUCAUCUCCUUCGCGAUCCGUCGGCCCGACGCGUCGCCCCUCGCAUCGACACCGCGCCGCAUCGCCGCCGCGCGCGGCCAAGGACGACCUGCUCGCCGAUCUCGUCUUCGCGCUCGCCACGCAGGCGCGCGAUAAGAUCCAAAAGGACUUCAACGAGCUCGUCGUCGAGCCCUUCGCCGACCCGGACCCGGGUCCGCUGCCCGAUCUCGUCCCGCCGUCGCAACUGGCGGACCCCGACAGCAAGUUCGUCGCCGUGGACGUCCGGGGCACCCGGGUCGUCGUCCAUUACAAGGAACACGUCGUGCGCGACGACCUCGGAGACGACGACGCGGACGGAAAGGGUAGCACUGACGAGCACGGGGUCGACGCUUUGGUUUGCCUGCACGGCGCCAACGGAAGCGAGUUUUCGUUCCGGAGACUCCUCCCCCGCGUCGCGGCGGCUGCGCCCGGGACCCGAUGCAUCGCGUUCGACAGGCCGCCGUACGGCCUAUCGACCCGACCGGAUCCCCCGGGCAGGUCGUCGGGCGACGGGUCGGAAGACGCGUCGUCGUCGUCCGGGGUUGACUUUGUUUACACGGCGGCGGGCCAGGCUGAGCUCACGCUGGCGCUGAUGGACGCAUUGGGGAUCCGGACGGCGGCGUUGCUGGGUCACUCGGCGGGCGCGCCGGUGGCUCUCGACACCGCACUGGUCGCCCCCGAGCGCGUCAGGUCGUACAUCGCCGUCGCCCCCGCCGUGUUCCUGGGAGAUCCCCCGGGGGAGAAGGACGAGGACGGUACUAGCGCGAAGAAGGGCGGCGGCGGCGGCGGAAUCAAGUUGCCGCUGGACCGGCAGCUCCGGUUCGCCUGGUUCCGGUUCCUCGUCUCGCAGGACGGACCCGGGCUGAACGUGGUCCGCGGCAGCGUGCGUCGACAGAUGGCGGCGAUCGAGGAAGGUCGCACGUACGCGGACUUACCCCCCGAGACGAAAGCCGCGUACAUGCGACCGACGAAAGCGGAGAACUGGGACGUGGGCUUGCUUCAGCUGUUCCGCGGCGGGUCCUUCGGCGGCGACGGCGAUCGCCUGCGCGCGGAGAUGCCCAAGCUCGCGGCGAACGGCGUCAAGGUGGCGAUCGUCGUGGGAGAAAAGGACCGGACCACGCCGCCGCCGCUGUCGGAGGCGCUGAGGGACGCGUGCGUCGACGCGGGGGUCGGGGACGUCAGGUACGAGCUCAUGCCGAUGGCGUCGCACCUGCCGAUGGAGGAGGAAGCCGGGGGUGUUCGCGAGAAGUUCGAGGCCAUCGUCGUGGACGUGGUGUCGGCGCUGUGA